This is a messenger RNA of Xyrauchen texanus (razorback sucker), 7512 nucleotides long. Its product is annotated as KN motif and ankyrin repeat domain-containing protein 3-like. Gene Ontology annotation, cellular component: cytoplasm; cytoskeleton. Gene Ontology annotation, molecular function: protein binding. The transcript has 12 exons. Gene Ontology annotation, biological process: negative regulation of actin filament polymerization. NCBI's taxonomy places the organism in Eukaryota, Metazoa, Chordata, Actinopteri, Cypriniformes, Catostomidae. The record is from RefSeq and is a predicted model, not a curated record. Bases 461 to 3217 code for a protein of 918 amino acids.
GCAGAUUAUUUCAAGUAGGUCCCGCCACAGACUGUUAUUAAGUCACUAACGCGGAAUGAACAGCAACGACACUUGUAGACGACUGGUCGUUUGACGGGGGAAAUAAAGCUGCACAUAUCCGGAUAUUUAGAGAGUAAAAAAGAAAAAGAAAAAAGUCACAAACAUCAACCAAAGGUCCUUGAGGAAGCAGCUUUUGCUCCAUUGAUCGACUGUCUGGCACUCAGUGUUCUGAAAGACAAUAGCUGCAGUUCCAGAAGAGCAUGGGGCGUUAUCACACCAGCUUCCCUUCAGGAAAGAGCAGCUGUGCAGGCCCGCUGGCUGUGACAGAAGUAAAACACUGCAAUGUAAUGCACUGACCAUUUCUGGAGUUUGAAGGAAAUGUUCACUGUAGUUCACCAUCAUUUACUUACCAUCAUGUGUUCUGAUUUGUCUUCUGGGGGGCAUCAGAAGGCUCCAUAAAAUGACCCAAUCUGUGCACAUAACCUCCAAACUGCCAAAUCUGAGUGCCCCUUUUCAUUGCUCUACCGAGGAAGAAACAGAACAAGGUAGCUCCUAUUCUGUACAGACACCCUAUGGAUUCCAUCUGGACCUUGAUUUUCUCAAGUAUGUUGAAGAAAUAGAGAGUGGGCACAGCAUUCGUAGGCCUAAUGUUAACACUCGGAGAGGUUCAAGGAAAAAUCUGGGGAUUGGGGGUAGGACCAGUGGCUGGACCUCCACUGAGUCGCUUUCCUCAACAACCAGUGAGAAUGGCCAAGCUAACCCACCAUUUCUCCAGAGCCCCAUCACAUCAUCCAGCAAAUCACAACCCCUUUCUCCAUCACCAGUGAUCAGUCCCAAUGUACCUGCCUCCUCGAAAGUUCCACCCCCACCCCCACCACGUAACCCUAGGGUAGAGCGAACGCUCCUUGAAACAAGCCUUCGACUGCAACAUGAACAAAGUCACUUUUCUAAUGGAUUAGUCUACAAUUUCCCUGACCUUUCCAAAGUGAGUUCCAAAGCUGGUGGAUCUAGUAGUGACUUCUCUAUAGCUUCUUCCCAGCUUUCAGAUGCCCGCUUGCUACAGAUAUCACCUGCUGUGCAGAACUUCCUUUCUAGCGGCUUGACCAGAGCCAGUCCUCAGACUUCUGGAAGGAGCACUCCAGCCUCCAGCUCCGGAACAUCUUCAUUGCCUCCUGGGCAUCUUCAGACUGUCCGAGAACAGAUGGCCACUGCCCUUAGACAACUAAGAGAGAUGGAAGAGAGAGUGAAAGGAGUACCAGCCUUAGAAAGAGAAGUGGCUGUGCUUCGUGCCGAAAAGGAAAGUUUGACUGUGGAACUUCAAAAGAAAACAGAAGAACUUGAUGCUACGCUCCAACUGAAAGUCUCCACUGCAGUAGUGGAAGCAAUAGCAGUAGAGGAAGUAAAGAAGCCUCCUACCAUUACUAUAGACAAAAGAUCCAUUGCAGUAGGUGGUGACAUCCCCCUUGAGACUGUGGAAGUCUGCAAUCAUCAGGCAGUCAAGAAUGCUGCUGUUGAAGCUUCUGUUCAGGUUUGUCAUGCAGCUGUUGAGACUGAAGCUAUUGCCAUGUUUGAUGAGGGAAUUCAGGCUGUAGUGGAUACAGAAGAUGUGUCUGUCUGGGUAAUAGAAUCAUUUUUAGGCCUUCAAAGUGAGACAGAACGAGAAAUUGAUACCCUGCAAAAUACCAUCACAUUUCAACAGGAAUCAAUUCAGGUUCUUGAGACCCGACUAAAUCAGGUCAACCAAGACUUGGAUACAUUAAGGGUGAAAGAAAUAGAGAGAACAUCUAAGAUUAUGUUGGACAAAGAGUCACUUGCCAAACCAGAGACAGUCAAUGCUCAAUUGGAAACAUGUCCUGAUGUUUGUUCAAAAACGUCAGUUGGAGUGGGGGUUCCAGAUGUGACUGAUCUGGAGUGCUUUUCAAUGACUAAAAAUGACCAAAGCAUUCAAACAGACCCUGUGGAAACUUCAAAGGAUAAAACUGUGACACUGGUAAGCACUGGUAUCCAGUGGGAAUCCAAUAUCUACGCUAGUAACACUCAAGACAGUGAAGAACAGCCCCCAUCUCCAGAGGCUGCAGGCCCUCUGAAGUCUAUCAUGAAGAGGAAGGAUGGGAGUGGUUCUAGUGCAGCUUCCAGCAGUGGCAAAAAGAGCUUGAAGUUUGUUGGAAUUUUAAAUGGAGGGUAUGAGUCGACCUCUAGUGAGGAGGAUGAGGACGAGGAGAGUUCCUCAGAUGAAAGUGUGGCUGGUGUGUGUUCAGACAGCAGUGUGGAAGAGGAGGCAGCUCUGGAGGACACAUCUGAUGAGGAAAUUAACAUAAAUGUAGAUGAAACAGACAGUGAUGGGAACACAGCAGCUGGAACUGAAGAUCUGAAGGAUCAGGCAGAGGAAGUGAAGGAAAAGUUCGAACUGAGUGCCAAAAUGCGUGAGGCGUGUUUGAUUUUGAAGAACCACCUGAAUGAUGCAACCAAAACAGCGAAGAGUAAAGAAGUGCUGUCCAGCACGCAUACUGUUCAGUUGGAAUGGUUCCGAGUAUCCAGUGCAAAGAUGGCCCAGCCAUCACGUGUGUCAAAUUACCUGAUGGCUUUCUCAGAGGUGUCCCACACCCUGCUGCAACACAUAGUCAACAUGACUGAUGGCAACGGCAACACUUCUCUGCACUACAGCGUCUCUCAUUCCAACUUCGCUGUAGUGGACCUACUGCUGGACACAGGCAUGUGUAAUGUGGAUCAGCAGAAUAAAGCAGGUUAUACAGCUGUGAUGCUGGCAGCUCUGUCCGCAGUGAAGAAGGAAGACGACAUGGCUGUGGUCCAGAAACUCUUCCGUCUGGGCAAUGUUAAUGCCAAGGCCAGCCAAGCAGGGCAGACGGCUUUGAUGCUGGCAGUGAGUCACGGGCGGCAGGAGAUGGUGCGAGCGCUGCUGGACCGUGGUGCUAAUGUGAACAUUCAAGAUGACGAGGGCUCCACAGCUCUGAUGUGUGCCAGUGAACACGGCCGAGCUGAGAUUGUCUCUUUACUGUUGGAGCAGCCCGGGUGUGAUAUUACAGUCGUAGAUAAUGAUGGCAGUAAUGCCCUCUCCAUUGCCCUAGAGGCAUCCCACAAUGACAUCGCAGUCCUACUGUAUGCCCAUAUGAAUUACUCCAAAACACAGGCAGAUGUAACACCUAUAGCAAACACCCAAGGCCCGUCCAGUCCUAGAAAAACAUGGCCCUCAGAGUGACAUGGACACAAACUGGAAAUAAAAACAAGACUAACCAGAGUGACUGGAAGAUUAACAAUGUAUAUGAUACAAGUUUAUAUAUAUUUAUAUUGUAUUCACUGAUUAUUCUGUCUUUAUUCAAAUAUUUAAUACAUUAUACUGCAGUAAGAAUACUAUGUAACCACAUUAAUAUAGUAAGACACAUCAUAAUUAUCAUUAAUUUCCUUCAGGCAUCAACAUGAAAUCAACUGUUUAAUAUCUGGAACUAAGGGGUCUGGAAUAACUCAUGUGUAAUGCUAUCAUGAUUACAUUGUUCACAAAAGUAACUGAACAUUUGUCUUAUGUCCAAAAUGUUGUCUGCAUACCAUGAUGCAUUAACUGCCCUGUUAUUUCAGAUUCUGUGGUAAAGCACUGCCAUAACCUCCAAUAAUCAUUAAUACAACACACACACACACACACACACACACACACACUGCAGCUUCCCAACAAGUUCAACCUAUGAGCGCUGUAAUGACAUGCUGUUUGUAAAAGGGCAAAAACAAACGCCUAAAUUGAUUCUACAUGGACUCCACCCUCAUUUCCUACCACAUGCUUUAUUUUACCUCCAGAUCUAAUGGGGCUUUUCCACUGCACGGUACAACUCAACUCUGCUUGCUUUUUGGGGGUUUACCACUGUGGAUAGUACCUGGUACCAGGUACUUUUUUUAGUACCACCUUGGUCGAGGUUCCAAGCGAGCCGAGCUGAUACUAAAUGUGACGUCAAAACCCUGCAGAUCACUGAUUGGUCAGGGAGAAUAGUCAUUACAAGCAUCACUGGAUUUGAGAUACGGGACAUCAACCCAAUAGUUUUAAAGUUAGCUAAAGCGAUAGCAGUAUCAUUAGUUCACGCGACUUUCGAAUUGUAAAAAUAAAUGACUGUGCGCAAAACCACGCCGUGGUCAAUAAACGAGGUGCAGACGUUCCUCUCGUUAGCGAUGAACGAAACGAUGAUAAACGAAAAAGGUAUUUCAGAAGUGUCUCGCACACGGCUACUACCGGAUCUACCAACUGUGUCGGGAAAAGUAAAAAAAAACUUAUGUGACUACAGAACCAUCAAGGAAAAGUGAAAUCACAUUUCGCUACAGUUUCCCAGUGAAAUAAGUGAAAUUUCCCAGGGUCAUCAUAAGCGAGUGAAAUGGUGUUGUAAGUUUAGAUGAGUAAAAUUUACCUCUCCAACCUAAUAAUUUAACCUAAACCGAAGCAAUAGUGUCCUAAAAAAGUAAACAAGAUGUAAACAAAACGGAUAUCCUUAACCUAAACUUCACAGUUAGUGUCCUAAAUGCAAACGUGACAUAAAAAGCAAAUUUUCUGAAGCAACCGUGUCAUUUCAUGUCGCUUCUAUGAGACUUUUGUCUCAUGUGUCAGCUUGUGUGCUUGGCUUGAGCCUCAGUCUUCUGAGUCCAAGGCUGGACAAUGUCAGGCUCUGUCAGUUGAGCUAAUUUGCAGCUAAUCUCAUUGGAUUAAGUGUGUAAAUGUAGGUGGAUCUGUAAUGCAACCAUUAAAAUGUAUCGUUUUUCAAAUGAGAAAUGUUAGAGUUUUAGAAGUGUUUCGAUAUCAACACAACGAGUAUUAGAGUGAAAAAUACAUGUUUACAAAGUUAUAAUCAGCCAUUGUGCUCAUGAUUUGGGAGAUGGGGGGAGGGGAGCCCACAGUAGUUGUAGUGCCUUGUUUUAAUUUCACCUGGAAUCUGUGGCGAAACAUUGAAUGUGGCACGUAAAAGUCAGUUUGCUAAAUUUUUGUUACAUUAAAGUUAAUUCUAGGAUACUAGAUUGCUUUAAUCUGAGCAGUUUUAUACUCUAAUAAUCUGCACUUUAUCUGAAGUAAAAAAUAAUUGUAUACGGUUGCCACAAAAUAUUUUGACAGUUAAAAAUGUAUGAAUACCUUUGUAUUAGGUAACAAAAUAUCAAAGCAAGUGUCAUUUACUUUUCAAGCAAAACAUUUCACAAAAAGUUUUGUUAAAUUUAAAAUGAUCAAAGUACUUGGACAUCUUGUGGUUGUCAGAUGUUCGUGGAACAUACUUCAUCCAUUAAGAAUCACCAGUUGAUUAAAUGUCAUUGCAAAAAAUGGCUCAAAAAAAUCAGUUAAUACUGAGAAAAGAUAUUUCAUCAUUUACAACUUGCUUUACAUUACAUAACAAAAUAUCAAUUACAUUUUAUGUGUGACUUACAGUUGAAAUCAGAAGUUUACAUACAACUUGGCCAAAUACAUUUAAACUCACAAUUCCUGACAUUUAAUCAUAGAAAACAUUCACUGUCUUAGGUCAGUCAGGAUUUUAUUUUAAGAAUGUGUAAUGUCAGAAUAAUAGUACAGAGAAUGAUUUAUUUCAGCUUUUAUUUCUUUCAUCACAUCCCCAGUGGGUCAGAAGUUUACAUACACUUUGUUAGUAUUUGGUAGCAUUGCCUUUAAAUUGUUUAACUUAGGUCAAACAUUUUGGAUAGCCUUCUACAAGCUUCUCACAAUAAGUUGCUGGAAGUUUGGCCCAUUCCUCCAGACAAAACUGGUGUAAUGGAGUCAGGUUUGUAGGCCUCCUUGCUCGCACAUGCAUUUUCAGUUCUGCCCACAAAUUUUCUAUUGGGUUGAAGUCAAUAUUUUGACUUUGUUGGCCAUUUUGCCACAACUUUUGAGAGGUCAUUGUCCAUUUGGAAGACCCAUUUGCGACCGAGCUUUAACUUCCUGGCUGAUGUUUUGAGAUGUUGCUACAAUAUAUCCUUAUAAUUUUCCUUUAUCUUGAUGCCAUCUAUUUUGCGAAGUGCACCAGUCCCUCCUGCUGCAAAGCACCCCCACAACAUGAUCCUGCCACCCCCAUGCUUCACUGUGGAUGGUGUUCUUCGGCUUGCAAGCCUCACCCUUUUUCCUGAAAUAUAACGAUGGUCAUUAUGGUCAAACAGUUAAAUUUUAGUUUGAUCAGACCAAAGGUAAUUUCUCCAAAAAGUAAGAUCUUUGUUCCCAUUUGCACUUGCAAACUGUAGUUUGCCUUUUUUUGGUUGUUUUGGAGCAGUGGCUGAGUGACCGAGCAGCCUUUCAGGUUAUGUCGAUAUAUGACUCGUUUUACUGUGGAUAUAGAUACUUGUCCACCUGUUUCCUCCAGCAUCUUCACAAGGUCCUUUGCUGUUGUUCUGGGAUUGAUUUGCACUUUUCGCACCAAAAUACGUUUAUCUCUAGGAGACAGAAUUUGUCUCAUUCCUGAUGGCUGCGUGGUCCCAUGGUGUUUAUACUUGCUCACUAUUGUUUGUACAGAUGAAUGUGGUACCUUCAGAUGUUUGGAAAUUGCUCCCAAGGAUGAACCACCAGACUUGUGGGUCACAAUUUAUUUCUGAGAUCUUGGCUGAUUUCUUUAGAUGUCAAGCAAAGUGGCACUGAGUUUGAAGGAAGACCUUAAAAUACAUUCAUAGGUAGACCUCCAAUUAUCCUAAGAGAAGCUAAUUGAAUAAUUGCCUAAAGGCUUGACAUCAUUUUCUGGAAUUUUCCAAGCUGCUUAAAGGCACAGUUAACUUGGUGUAUGUACACUUCCGACUCACUGGAAUAGUGAUAUAGUCAAUUAAAAUUGAAACAAUCUGUCUGUAAACAAUUGUUGGAAAAAUUAUGUGUGUCAUACACAGAGUAGAUGUCCUAAAUGACUUGCCAAAACUAUAGUUUGCAAAUAUGAAAUCUGUGGAGUGGUUGCGUUUUAAUGAUUCUUAAAGUGUCCAUGCACUUCUUUGGGUUCUGUACAAUCUUAACAGACAGACAUAUUGAGCUUAAAAUUAUGGAUACGGUCUGUUUCAGAAGAUGUGCUUUCCAUUUAUUAUUGUUUGAUGUCUGUGUGUUACCAAAUAGCAUACUGAUCAAAAUGUUCAUGGAAAUAACUGAACAAUGGAUUUUGCACAAAUGGUUAUGAGUGGAGUUCAAUACCUGUUAAAGUCUUAAACUAAACCAGUGUUUACUGUUGAUCGCAAAUUCAGAAAAAAAUUCAGAAAGAAAGUUUUGGAAAAUAAAGUCUAGUUGCAAGAUGCAGCAGUGGUAGUAGGCUACAUAUAAUUUCAACCAACUUUUAUUUGCUCAGUGAAAUGUAUAUUAAUCUAUUCAACUGUUCUUUUUUUAACCAGCCUUCAAGUAAAUGUUUGUACCAUUUCUGCUUCAAGUAUUUUUUAUUUUUGUAUAAAAAAUUGUGUAUUUUACACAGUAUAUAUGCUUUGUUGUAAUGACUGUAUUGUUCUACAUUUGUAUCAUGCUAUGCACCUUUGGCUAUUUAAGUUAGCCUUUGUUAUAAGUGCAAUAAAAAGUUAUAUUGUAUGAUG